CGUCGAUGAGCGUAUGACUGACUUUCUUCAGAAAAAGCACUGAAUGUACGUUCAUGCUUCACCCAAUUAGUACCACAAGAUGGCUCUUGGCGUCAAUGCGGCAGAGGAAGAACGGCUGCUUUUAGCUGGUCUUUGUCGUUAGUGCCUUUAGAGGACACCAGCAUUGUCGCAUUGACACCUUAAUAUUUCCAAGAAGGACAACAGUACGACUUUACUUCGACGACCGGCGGAAAAAGGGGAAAUCUACCGCGGGUCCACAGCAACAGGAGGUGGCAAACGACGCUAUGAAAGGGUGAGUUCACCACCGCAAGAAGAAAAGCAACUUCUACAGGACCUCCAAGCUCUAGUCCCUGCACGAAAAAUGAAAAUUUGCCCGAGGAAUAGAUACGUCGCAGCAGCAUAGUCGUGCGACCCAAAGUAUCAGUGCAGUACUAGUAGGUUUUUUCCAGAGCUUUCUUUUCCGACCCCUCCGCGCAACAAGCAUCUUCUAUUUUCGCAACUGAGGAAAUUAUAAAACCGGCUCCUGCGAAAGAACCCUGCCAGCACGACCAUGUCGAAGCCCAACCCCCACCUUCCGGUGAACAACCUGGGCGAGCCGGUGCCGGUAGGCGGCGCGAAGGCCGCGUCCUCCGGAAGCCGCAGCCGCCCGGUACCGGAAUGGUACAGCUACAAAAACGCCAGUUCGCAGCGGUUUCCGCUCCCGCCCAAGCACCCGAACACCGACCAACUACCGGCGCCGCCGAUACCAAAAAUCAUCCCGGAUCCGAAGCGGCUCCCGACGAAGUUCGACAGUCGGGGGGACAUGCUGAAGCCGAACAUAUCCUGAGAAAAAACGUGAACGUCCUCACCCCAAAGUCAAGAUGGGGAAUCUGCUAGACAGAUCAACCACAUUUGGGCGUUGCGCAUGACAAGUUUGGGCCCAUGGUGUAAUCCUGUUGAGUUUGGUCAGUAGCAUCACAGAUUUAGCCUAUUAUGCUGGUUGGAGAAUAUAAAAACUCCAAAAAACCUCUAGAAAAUGGCGCUUCUCAUGGGGCUCCGCAUGAGAAGCGUUUUCAGCUUGCAGAUUUGCAUGACAGCUAUAGGUUGGGGACGUUUUUACAUAGGAUAGAACACGGAUCUGGCACAGCAGAAGGCGUCACUGUCGGAUCGGUCCAAGUUCAUGACGCGGAACCAGAUAACAAGAGACCAGUACACGGACAUGGAGAGGCAGAUACAGGUCAUGCGACACAGCAACCUCGGGAAGCACGCCAGGGAAAACAAUUUCCUGAUACCCGGGAUUCAGAGCCGGGCGUACACGAGGGAGGAGCUGCAGGUAGAACUGAUGUGCUUUUUUGUCAUGCAAUGUGCGCAUGAUAACUACUUUGUGCCAUGCGUAAAGGGCGCAAUGUAAUCGAGUGAUACGACCUUCUUGCACCACAAUCUUUUCUUCCACAGAUCGCCUUCGAAGCUAUCGACGUGUUUGUAUCACACAGAAAAAAGCUGGCAGGGCAUAUUUUUAAUGCAAAAAUAAAUACACAAAAAAACCUGUAUUGCAUAUCUGAAACAGCAUGCUAUGGGGCCACCCAUGACAAAAUUUUGUGUGUAUUUAUUUUUGCAUUACAAAUAUGCCCUGCCAGCUUUUUUCUCUUGGAUAGUUUGGCACGGGCGAGAUAAACGCAGACUCCCUCCUAUCCAGGAAAAAAACUGUGUUCGUGCAACUCUCUUGGAGUGACAGCAUGACAAAUUUGUUCUGCAUGACAGAAAGAGCGUGUCACGCAUGGCUAGCACGUGAAAAUAACGCAUGUGCAAUAAGGCGGAUUGCAUGGCUGUCUGGCAUGAAACAAGUGUAGUAUAGUAUACUGUGUUGCUUGUAUUUCCGCACUACAAAGCUGACACUCACACUUGUUACACAUUUUUUUCCUUGCAGACCACCGCGAUGCUCUGCAGCUCGCCGCGGAACCUGUAACCGAGCAAGAGAUCGCCAACAUGAUCCGCCUGUGUGACGCGGACGCCGGCGGGAACCUAUCAAAUGCAAAAAUGUCUGGGUCUGGAAGAAUGCAAGAUUUGUCAUGCAUAUUUCUCAUGACCCAUGAUGCCUGUAAUGCAGGACUAGCAUCGCAGACUCUUAGAGGGCUUCCUGAUGCACCUUCCGCAUGAGAAAUGCCCUGUCCGUGUAGCACAAACUGUGCCCCUCUUGCUGGUCAUGCAAUACAAAUUUUUGUGGAGUCCAGAAACAGCAUGACAAGUUUUAAUCUUCCAGACCCAGACAUUUUUGCAGUUGAUAGAACCUGUCCUUCGACGAGUUUCGAAACCUGUACGAGAGUCUAUGAGAGUGCACAACUCUCCCCUCCCGCCCUCAUUUGUAUAGCAUGAGCACAGCAAUAGAAACAACAGCGCACAUCGAGCCUGCGCAUGACAAGGUUAUCCGCGUAGUGUAGUACUGUUUUUGAGGCAUCCAGAGUCUGUCAUGCAAACGGUGCCACAGGCAACACUUCUUAGAUUUGAGAUUUUGCAUGACAAAGGAGGGGUACUUGUGCACUCUCAUAGAACCCGAGUCCGCUGUUCAAGAACUUUGAUAUGGGGAACGUGAUCGCCCAGCGCAUGGCCUUGUUGGCGAACAAGCAGCUGUAUCAAAUGUAAAAAUGUCUGGGUCUGGAAGAAUGCAAGUUUGUCAUGCUUGUCUGGCAUGACUCGAGAAUCUGUGUUGCAUAGUCACGAAUAAAAAGCCCUCUUACCUGUCAUGCAAAAACGCAGUUUGCCAUGCGGAAUACGUAAGACAUGGCAGCCAAAAAAUUUGCCAUGCAUAGCUGCGUACUGUAGUGCGUCUAUCAUUCAUUUUUAGCAUUACAAGUUUCCAGACCCAGACAUUUUUGCACUUGAUAAGCUGGUUUCGCAGAAAGUGCAGUUGGACUCCGGGGAGGAGAUCGACCCCAUGCUGCGGGCGAACCAACUCUACGACGUAUCGUUAGGAUGUAGGUCUUUUCGCGGAUAGUUAGAAUUCUUGGUUUAUUUCGGUGAAGAUGAUAGCGCCAACAACUUUUUAUUGUUCUCUUUGUAUUAGUUUGGAGUAGAAGUAUGAAAAUGUUCUAACUUGUACAGUACUACAAUUUCGUUAUUCUCAUGACAAAACAUCAAAUUCCCAGCUCAUCGAAGAGAUCGCGGCUCCCCGCGGUGGGUUGAAACCAGCACUGAUAAUAUGCAUUCGCAAAUAUCAUGUCUGGGCCGGGGAUAAACAUGUGAACUUGAUUUGCUGCGCAUUUGAGACCAACUAAAAACUUGAUAUGCGCACCGGGCAGCACAAGUAGACCAAGGGUCUUGUCAUCCAGGGACUGUUUCUCAUGCGGGAUGGGCAUUGAGGAAUCUUCUCGAUGAAAUAGACCACGUGUGAUCUUCAUGCUAGUGCAGCUUGCAUGCCAGAGGAGCUACUCCUGCUGGGUUACUUAUGCAAAAACCAUCCAGACAUACUUGCAGUGGAUAGAUGAAGCGGCUGUACGAAAACUUCCUCGAAGUCGACACGGACGGGUGCGUAUGAAUUGCAAAAGUAUCGUACUCGUAUAAAUGCAUUACAAAUUUUUUCAGCACGAGAAAGAAAAUUUGUAAUGCGGAUAUACCUCAAGGAAAAGAUUGCAUGACUGCAAUUACUACGAGUGCGAUACUUUUGCACAGGAUAGUGCGGGUUGCUGAAUUUCAGCGAAUUCUGCCUCGCCUUCGAAACUGGGCUGGACAACAAACAGUUGAAGCGCAUGUUCAUCCACUUUGACCGGACCGGAAACCAGGACAUCGAGCUCAAAGACGUUAUUGUUUCUUUCUCCAUUUUCACCGAAGCCUCGCUGCUGGACAAGUCGAAGUUUGCUUUUCUCAUCUUUGACGACGACAAUUCCGGCUUCCUCGAACGGAAGGAGGUGCUGCAGUUGCUCAACGCGACCUUCGUCGACAAGUCCGAGGGGGUGCUGGAGGGGUUCUGCGAAGACAUCUACGCGUUCCUCUAUCAAAUGCAAAAAUGUCUGGGUCUGGGAGAUUGCGAGAUUUGCCAUGCUAAUCUGGCAUGCCUCUGAACUCUGUGUUGCAUGGCCGCGAAGAGCUCCUCCUCCCUGUCAUGCAAAAACGCAGUUUCUCUUUCUCAUGCGGAAUACGCAACUCAGAACCAUGAAAAAAAUUUGUCAUGCUUGGCAGCGCAUGAUAGUGAGUUCACUAUUCCUUUUCUUGCAUCACAAGUUUCCAGACGCAGACAUAUUUACAAUUCAUAUCCUCGGCAUGCAGUCGAUUCACCGGCUAUCCUUCGACAACUUUCUGCGAGUCGUGAAAGAGCGACCGCAUUUGGUGAUGUGCAAGGAAGCCGCGGCGAAAUCCCUGCGUCGGGUGGAGGACAUCGAGGGUAUUGAGACGAAGACGCCCGCGUAUCAAAUGCAAAUAUGUCGGGGUCUGGAAGAUCAAGACUUGUGUUGAUGCAGAUUUUCGAUGACCCAUGAGGUUUAGCAUGCAGGACCUAGCAUGACAGAUUCUGUGAGACCUCUAGCAUGCCUAUCCUGCGUGAGAAUCUGCCUCUGCACUUGUCCCAGAGUGCACAUCUUUUGGUAAUCAUGCAACACAAAUUUUUGGUACGAUCCAGAUUUAGGCAACCUUCCGGACCCAGACAUAUUUGCAAUGCAUACCGCGGAAAUCAAGGCAAUCAUCCAUGCCGGCGGAAGGGACGUCGGUGGCACCACCUCGGCAUCGCGAACCCAGACCGUCGGGGCGGGCUCCGGGGCUGCCGCAGCAAUCGCGGCGGCGGGGGCCAGUGCCACCGCAGCGGGCGUGAAGUGA
Molecule: messenger RNA, 4782 nt
Organism: Amoebophrya sp. A120
Lineage: Eukaryota; Dinophyceae; Syndiniales; Amoebophryaceae
Source: the annotation of a GenBank genome assembly